AUGUUUUAAGAAAUAAAACAAUUCACACAAAGAUCUGCACGACUAGUCAAGACUUUUAUUGUGUAUAUCACUUCCCAAAUGUGAAACAUCACCUUUUUAACUUGUUAAAUAAACCAUGCUUGGAUAUCUUCCAGUUAGUCAAAUUUUAAAUACGAAUUUUGGAAAGUAAAAUUCAAUGAUAUAAAAUAAAUUAUAUAAUAGUCAAAACACAGCUAACUGAAACUGAAAUCUUAGGUAAAUGUUAACGUUUGCUAUUGACUUUUAGGAUGAAAAUAAACGAAAUAACUUUUCUCAGAAGUUCAACGUAUUGGAAUAAAUGGGGUUUUCUUUUCUUAACAUUUAUUACAGCAAAAUAAAAAAAUGAGCAGGUAACAGUAUAAAUCAUCAUUGCAAUGACAAGGGUCUCUCUGACACAAGUCAUCAUUGAAACCCCCAAGCCCCCACAUAGACCUCCCCCCCCCCCUCCCCUCCCCCUCCUCCUCUCUCUCUCUCUCUCUCUCUCUCUCUCUCUCUCUCUCAACAUCUCAAAUUUUUGAAUUAUAUAGUAGUCGUAUUAAUCAGCAUCAUUUUCUCGAGAAAAUCUUGAAAAUCUUGAAAAUCCAAGAAAAGAAUUAUCUUUUUUGGAGAAAUGGGUGAAAGAGAUGAUGGGUUAGCUCUGAGUCUAAGCUUGGGGUUUAGUCAACCAAAGGAACCAUCCCUGAGGUUGAAUCUAAUGCCUUCUACAACUUCUUCUUCGUUUCCUCGCAUGCAAAAUCACAAGAAUAAGCAUCUCCCGAAGAAAACUCAUCACAGCUCUUGGCCUCAUCUAUUUCAGCCUUCUGGAACCACACGUAUAACCGCAGAGAGAAACUCCAACUUUGGAUCUUUUCUGAGAGGUUUCGACGUGAACAGACCUCCAUCGGUGGCGGUGGUGGUUGACUUAGACGAAGAGACGGCCGGCAUGUCGUCUCCGAACAGCAACGUUUCGAGUGUGAGUGGAAAUAAGAGGGAUCUUGCUGCAGCGGCGAGAGGAGAAGGAGAUGAAACCGAGGGGGAGAGAGCUUCUUGCUCACGCGGCGGCGGAAGCUGUGGAAGUGACGACGAAGACGGAGGAAACGGAGACGGUUCAAGAAAGAAACUCCGGUUAUCGAAAGAACAAGCUUUGGUUCUUGAAGAGACUUUCAAAGAACAUAGCACUCUUAAUCCGAAGCAAAAGCUGGCACUAGCGAAACAGUUGAAUCUGAGGACAAGGCAAGUAGAAGUGUGGUUCCAGAACCGCAGGGCAAGGACGAAGCUGAAACAAACGGAGGUUGAUUGUGAGUAUUUGAAGAGAUGUUGCGAUAAUCUAACGGAGGAGAAUCGUAGGUUGCAGAAGGAAGUAUCUGGGCUCAGGGCGUUGAAGCUGUCUCCAAAUCUCUACAUGCAAAUGACUCCUCCAACCACUCUUACCAUGUGCCCUUCUUGUGAACGUGUCUCAGCUUCCUCCUCUACUGUGGCUGCUCCUCCUCCUCCUCCCUCGUCUUCAUCAGCUCACUAGGGAAGAGUAUUCUCGGUAGUUUUAGUUAGUAUAUACUAUAAAUAUAAGAAUGAAAACUGAAACUUAAAGUUUUCAUGCGAGAUUAAAUUCUAUCUAUUACAAAAUGAGAAAGACGUCAUCUGGAUCUGAGACUUUUAACACUGUAAACUAACUCUUUGACAUAAUGUGUUGCAUCUCCUGUUAUAAACUC
Molecule: messenger RNA, 1706 nt
Organism: Brassica rapa (field mustard)
Lineage: Eukaryota; Viridiplantae; Streptophyta; Magnoliopsida; Brassicales; Brassicaceae
Product: homeobox-leucine zipper protein ATHB-4
Biological process (GO): regulation of DNA-templated transcription
Cellular component (GO): nucleus
Molecular function (GO): sequence-specific DNA binding; DNA-binding transcription factor activity, RNA polymerase II-specific
Source: RefSeq, a predicted model, not a curated record